CUUGACUCGUCGUUUUCACAAGGUUGAGCCCCGUACUUCACAUUACGAAACGACUCGUCGUCUUCCUAAAGCUUCCCCGCUUAAUCACUGGAGUCUGGAGCUCCGUUCGCUGUGAUUGGCGUUCUAUUCGGAAUCGUUGAGAGAGAGAGAGAGAGAGAGACAGAAUGGCCGAAGAAUCUGUCCGUCCGAUUAGGCUAAUGAGCUUCGUCUCGGAGGAACAGUUGGAUGAAUCCAAGAAGACAAGGGGCGAGCGCAUUGAGGAUGGCACUGCCCAAAGAGAUAGACCCCUCUUUGAGAUUCUAAAGGAGAACAAAGACAAGCGAGAUGCAGAAUUUAAUGAACGCUUCAAGCACAGACCACCCAAAGCUUUGGAUGAAGAUGAGACUGAGUUUCUUGAGAACUUGGAAAUGUCAAGGAGGGAAUACGAACGUCAAAUAGCAGAUGAGGAAGCCCAAGAGCUGCACAGUUUCCAGGUAAAUUUCUUACUGUUUCAUAUUUUUUUUUGAUAAGUAAUGAGAAUA
Corylus avellana is the source of this 521-nucleotide messenger RNA. Lineage: Eukaryota; Viridiplantae; Streptophyta; Magnoliopsida; Fagales; Betulaceae. The record is from RefSeq and is a predicted model, not a curated record.